CUGCCAUGUGUGAUUUCCGAUAGGACUUUGCUGCUGGGUUGUCGCUCCCCUCCUAGUCUCCUUCAUCCUAUUCCACCUCACGUACUCGGACAUCCAAGAGCCGCGACUCGUGUGUGCCUGUCGCCAACCCAGCGUGCGGCUCUCAGCGGUGCCGCAGGACAAGCACCCCUCGCCACCUUGGCGGUAAUCUCUCUACUACUCUCGAUGUCAGUUCACUCAGCCUCUCCGUCACCGCUGCAGGUGGCAGCCACCGACCUGGCCGACGAAACCAAGAUGCCCAAGGGACAUUGCCGGUACAUCCUGCUGCACCCCGAGAUCAAAGGCCUGCGCUGCGCGUGUGCCAGCUUCUCGCUCAACAAGGGCGUACCUGGCGCAACCUGUGAUUGUGGCCAUCUCGCAUGCUUCCACAACAUGGAGCCCGACGCCUCGACGGACCAGAAGCUGGAGUUGGAGCUAUUGAAGAAGCGGUUGCAACAACUCGAAGACCAACUCUCCAGAGGGCACGAGGACGUCCUGGACAGCGUCGUCAGCAGGCUGAACGAGGUGGAGGACCACCUGGAGAAGAGCAGGGAAGAGUUCAGUGAGCAGAUCAAGGGUGCUUACCGGAAUGUCAGCAUAAGCUGGCGGUCCAUAGAACAGGCGGAGCGUAAGAGCCAACAACAUGACGUUCAACUCCGACAAAUAUACGAAAAGCUUCAAAAUCACGACGAGAGGCUCGACAUGCUGCAUGCCGGGCAACUGGAGCUCAGAGAUGCCGACCUGAGCCUAGAGGAACGGAUCGAGAACCUGACCGAAACCCUCGAAGAAGAGGAGGAACUCCGCCUAUCAGCCGCCAUCGGUGCCGCGCCCUCACGGAGGAGAUCCACGUCCGACACGUCUCGCUCAAACGUCCUGCUGGCCCCUUUAGGGGCAGGGGCCGCCCCAAUCGACGCGCGCCGCGGACAUCCGCCAGCGGGCGGCCCCACCAACAGCAAGCCAGGACAUGGCGACGGCAGCGCCAGCGACGGCGGACAAUCGACGCAACGGACGACUCAGCACGGCUCGCUCCCGCGGCCCCGUCUCCCCGCGUCUGCCCAGCCCACGGGCGCAUGGACGGUGCACAUCUCCCUGCUGCCCCAUGCCUAUGUGCCCAUGCCCUUCGAGCGCAACACGAAUGCCUACCAGCGCUGCCUGUCGCGGGGCCUGCACCAGAUGGUGGCCGUGCAGGGCCGCGACGCGGCGUCGUUCCGCAUGGCGGUGGAGAAAGCCUUCGGCCAGUUUCUCCGCGGCCGCGACUGGAUGCCGCUGCAGGCCAAGCUGUGCGACGCCGAGUCCCUCCUGGGCCUGCCCAUGCUGCGCCUCCUCGACGAACACCUCCUGCGUGAUGUCGACGCGGGGCUGUACGACCACGAGUUCCUGAGACGCCACUGUGCUGUUCUGGAUGGCAACGGCGUCAUCGACUCGCUGUACAUCGCCAUGCGGAAGCACACCAUCUCGUGGCACACCCUGCGCCGUUCGCCCGUAUUCAUGGAGGGGCUGGACGAGUGCUGGAAGUAUGACCCGCAGUUGGACACGCGGCCGUAUGAUGGCGACGCGGACGCCAUUGACGACGAGGAUUGGCCCGCCGCCGGCGAUGUCAUGGCUGCCGUGCAGACGCCGCGGCCCGCCGCGGGGCUCAAGAGGUCAUUGACCGAGAUGUCGCGCUCGAACAGCUUCAGCUCGGGAGCCCCGAUGUCGGUCACCCCACCUGAGGGCGACGAGACUAGGGUAAAAAGGACGUGUCCCGCGCCGCCGCAGGGGCCGAUCGUGGAGAUCCGGAGGAGGGAUAUCAAGACGGCUUGAGAGUCCGUGUUCCGAGAUAUUUGAUUGACUGUGGUCAUGUCGCGUUUCCCGAUUGCCCUCUUGAUCCAGGCAAGAAAUGUUCGGGGAACCUGGUAGGGCGGCACGAAAUGAUAGACUAUGCUUACAUUGUGCGCGGUUAAUGUUAUAGACUCGGGCCGACGGGUGAUGGGCGUUAAACGGAGAUGAGGCGUAUAUUGGAUACAGCGCGGUGUCGGUUCUUGGUUGGAUUGGCUUAACCAUCAGAUCAGGAGGCGUCGUGCCUUCUCAUCCAUUGUUUAUUUCUCCU
Messenger RNA from Chaetomium strumarium, 2107 nucleotides. RefSeq lists its product as uncharacterized. The record is from RefSeq and is a predicted model, not a curated record. NCBI's taxonomy places the organism in Eukaryota, Fungi, Ascomycota, Sordariomycetes, Sordariales, Chaetomiaceae. The transcript has a single exon. The coding region runs from base 205 to 1821 and encodes 538 amino acids.